Cynoglossus semilaevis (tongue sole) is the source of this 7678-nucleotide messenger RNA. RefSeq names its product GLI family zinc finger 3 (gene gli3). Gene Ontology annotation, biological process: smoothened signaling pathway; regulation of transcription by RNA polymerase II. The record is from RefSeq and is a predicted model, not a curated record. Bases 612 to 5441 code for a protein of 1609 amino acids. Gene Ontology annotation, molecular function: DNA-binding transcription factor activity, RNA polymerase II-specific; RNA polymerase II cis-regulatory region sequence-specific DNA binding. Lineage: Eukaryota; Metazoa; Chordata; Actinopteri; Pleuronectiformes; Cynoglossidae. The transcript has 15 exons. Gene Ontology annotation, cellular component: nucleus.
GGAAAGGAGGGAGCAAAAUCCGAAGGGAGGAGUCAAGAGAGGGAAGGAGCAGCUGGAGAUCCACACUUCGCCCUCCUCUCUCUCUCUCUCUCUCUCUGUGUCUCUCUCUUCUCCUGUGAAAAAAGCGCUCUAAAUGUAAAACCAACUCUCCACGCGCUCCUCCGCUGCACCUCCGCUGCUCCUGUUUGUUUUUUGCGCACAUCUGCGCUCUGCUGUGGGCACAGACCAUCGCUCCACACUCCUGGUGUUCUGUCCGGCGGUGUUUGAAGACACAAAAGUGUGAGAACAAGAAGAGGGACGAGGAGGAGGAGGAGGAGGAAGAGGAGGAAAAAGUCUGGCAGCGCCGAUUUGGAGUUGGAGUUGCAGCGUAAGAAGAAGAAGAAGGAGAAGAAGAGAGAGAGAGAAAACGUCCGGAGCAACUCCACAAACAUCUGCAACUUCGACCGAGGAGGAGGAGAAGAAGAAGAAAGAACACAACUUUUUUUUCUCUCUCCAGUCGUCAGAAGAUUUUUUUUAUUGUCCCCAAAUCCAACGAAGACGAGAAUUACCAGGGAAAACACCCAGAAAGAAGUGUCUCGUCUCCAUGAGUUGCUGAGGAAUGAGCCAUCGCCAUGGAAAACCAAACCCAGGCCAAUUCAGCAGCUGAGAAGAAGAAGAGGGUGGAGACCAUCGUGGCGACCAAGGGCUCAUCAGUGCGCAAUGACAUCAGCGAGAAGGCGGUGGCUUCCAGCACCACGUCAAACGAAGAUGAGAGUUCAGGAACACCGUACCAUCGUGAGAGGCGUAACGCCAUCAGCUCCCAGGCUCCGGCCAACGAGGAACCGUCCACCUCCACCGAGGAACGCCCCUCCCUGUUAAAGAAGGACCUGCACGGGUCCCUGCCCCAUCUGGCUGAUCACGCCCUGCCGUACCGUGGCACUCUGUUCGCCAUGGACCGCAACGGCUACUUAGACCCGCACUAUACGACACCGCAGUUCUUCCCGGCCUUCCAUCCUCCGGUGCCAAUCGACGACAGACAUGCCCAAGGACGGUACAUCUACGAGCCCUCGCCCGUGCCCCCACUUCACGUGCCUCCUGCACUGGCGGGGAGUCCGGCCUUCUCCGACAUAUCCCUGAUCCGGAUCUCGCCCCAGCGGAACCCCUCGGUGGGGGCGGAGUCGCCCUUUUACCCUCCGCACCCCUGCAUGAACCCGUACAUGGACUACAUCCGCUCGCUGCACAGCAGCCCGUCUAUCUCCGUCCUGUCGGCCACCAGGGGCCUGAGCCCCGCGGACGCCCCUCACACCGGUCUGACCACAGCUGAGUACUACCACCAGAUGGCUUUGCUGGCGGGUCGCAGCCCCUACACCACUGACCUGAUCCCGACGGUGGCGUCCACGGCCGGAGCCAGCAGCGCCCUGCACAUGGACGCGUAUCUGCAGGCCAUGGACAGCUCUCGCUUCUCCAGCCCGAGGCUACCAUCACGGCCCAGCAGGAAGCGCCCGCUCCCCGUCUCUCCCCUCUCCGAGCACAGCUUUGACCUUCAGAACAUGAUUCGAAACUCGCCCAACUCCCUGGUCACCAUGCUGAACAACUCCCGCUCCAGCUCGUCCACCAGCGGCUCCUACGGUCACCUCUCUGCUGGAACCCUCAGUCCAGCGUUGAGCUUCCCCUACCCUGCCACCCCGGUGGCUCUGCACAUGCACCAGCAGCUGAUCAGCCGACAGCCGGGCAUCGUGGGUUCAGCCUUCGGCCACAGCCCGCCUCUCAUUCACCCGACGCCUGCCUUUGCCACCCAAAGGCCCGUCCCUGGCAUUCCCCCGUCUGGGCUAAGUGCCAGCGAGCGCUCAGUCAUCUCCAAUGACUCCUCACAGACCAAACCGACCAGCGAGUCGGCAGUGAGCAGCACAGGAGACCCGAUGCACCACAAACGCUCCAAGAUGAAACCAGAAGAAGAGUUGCCGAGUCCAGGUGCCGUGAGCGUACAGGACCAUCCUGAUGGUAUGACGUUGGUGAAGGAGGAAGGAGACAAGGACGAGAGCAAACAGGAACCAGAGGUAGUUUAUGAGACAAACUGCCACUGGGAGAACUGCUGCCGAGAGUUUGACACCCAGGAGCAGCUAGUACAGCACAUCAACAAUGACCACAUCCAUGGGGAAAAGAAGGAGUUUGUGUGUCGGUGGGAGGAAUGCUCCCGAGAGCAGAAGCCCUUCAAGGCACAGUACAUGCUGGUGGUCCACAUGCGCCGGCAUACAGGGGAGAAACCUCACAAGUGCACAUUUGAGGGCUGCGCCAAGGCCUACUCCCGUUUGGAAAACCUUAAGACUCAUUUACGCUCACACACAGGAGAAAAACCAUAUGUUUGUGAGCACGAAGGCUGCAACAAGGCUUUCUCCAAUGCCUCAGAUCGGGCCAAACAUCAGAAUCGCACACACUCAAACGAGAAACCAUACGUGUGUAAAAUCCCAGGCUGCACCAAACGCUACACCGACCCAAGCUCUUUACGCAAACACGUGAAGACGGUGCACGGCCCAGAGGCCCACGUAACGAAGAAACAGCGUGGCGAUUACCCACGUCCUCCGCCCCAAAACAGAGAACCGGGGGCAAAUGGCCAGGGUCGAUCACCAGGGCAGCUGCCCCUGGGCGGAUACUCGGACCAGAGGGACUACAAUCACGCCACCUCAAAACAAGAAGACUGCCUUCCUGUCAAGUCCAUCAAGACGGAGAAACCCAUGGCGUCUCAGCCAAGCCCUGGCGGUCAGUCUACAUGCAGCAGUGACCAGUCCCCCGUCAGCACCUAUCCCAGCGGUGGAGUCCAGCUUGCUGUGAGUGCUGGACGCUCACCAGGGCAGGGGCUGGAGGAGGAUGGGGAGAAAGAGGACAACGACGAAGAGGAUGCAGAGGAGGAGUGCGAGGGAGAGCCCGCCCCCAUCAUGGACUCUACUGUGUCAACAGCCACCGCCGCCAUGCUGACCCUGCAGGCGCGGCGUAGUGUCGGCCGCCCCCUGCGCUGGAUGGAGCACAUCAAGAUGGAGCGACUUAAGCAAGUGAAUGGAGCGCUGCCCAGGCUGGGGCCCCUGUCCCCAACACCUCCACCCAAAAACUCCACACUGCCCAACAUCCUGGGAAAGGGGCCCUGUCUGGGCAGGCAGGCUCCUCAGCCACCCCUUCAUACUGAGCUGGGAAACACAGAGCUUACAGUGUUAAAUUUGCUCCGAGACCGACGUGACAGCAGUGGUAGUGCCACCAGUUCAGCCUACCUAAGCAGCAGCCGACGCUCCUCGGGCAUCUCACCCUGCUUCUCCAGCCGACGCUCCAGCCAGGCUUCCCAAAAUGAGGGUACAACGACAGCAGGCCACCAUCGCCGCCUCCACAACCUCAGCUCCACAGACUCUUAUGACCCAAUCUCUACUGAUGCCUCCCGCCGGUCCAGUGAGGCAAGCCAUUGUGGAGGAGGAAUGGGAGGUAGCGGAGUUGGAGGGAUAUUUUCAAGUGGAGGCUGUGGAGGUUUAGGUGGAGUAGGAAUAGGAGGAGGAGGAUCUGGUUCACGGGGGAUGCUCAAUUUAACCCCUGCACAGCACUACCACCUUAAGGCCAAGUAUGCAGCAGCAACAGGUGGUCCACCUCCAACACCUCUGCCGAACAUGGAACGCAUGAGCCUGAAGACUCGCAUGGCCAUGAUGGAUGAUGGUGGGAGCCAUAACUGUUUGCCACCUCUAGUCAGACCACAUAAUUGCAGUGAGGGCACUAACGGGUACACCAAUGGAUAUGUGGGCCAUGGAGGUUACAGGAGGAGGGUCCUGUAUCCAGGUGAAGGACCACUGCAUGGAAACCGCCGGGCCAGUGACCCUGUCCGAACGCAAGCACCUGAUAUUUGCAAUUUGCCUCCGGUGCAACGCUUCAACAGCCUUAACAACCUACAUCCUCUUCCACCUCUUUCUCAUCAUUCAACACCCGAAACUCGCAACUUUAGCUUACAGAACUACACACGCUCAGAAGGUAACCUGCAGAGGGGUCUGCAGCACUCACCCUACACUCCUAGCAUAGCAGAACAUGCAGCCUUAGAAGCUCUAGCAAUGGAGGAUGACGGGGAGGCUGGCCUACUGCUUGAGGAUGAAGACAUGCUGCCAGAUGAACUUGUGCAGUAUCUCAACUCCCAUGUUCAAAUGGACGGUGGCCCUUACCUGAAUAUUGAAGACCAAAUAGCUUCUCACCAAAGGGAACCCUUACAUCCAACCAUUGAAGAGAUUGAACAACUGCAGGCACCAGGCUUCAAUGUAGAUGCCCAUGUUCUCCAGCAGCAGAUAGUAGAGAGAAAGAGUCCCAGCAAGCUUCCAAUCCAGUGGAAUGAAGUCAGCUCUGGUAGUGCUGAAAGGUCUCCUUUGAGGGAGCACAACCACCAGACACAGUGUGGAAAAUGGUCAAGUUCAGAAUCUAUAUCUGCGCCUUUUGGUAGGUUUGGAAACAUGGUAGUUCAGCAGCAGACGCCCCUUGAUUUCCAGAACAGUUGUUCUCUAGCAAAUGAACCUCAAAAUUCUUUCCCCGUCAAUCCUGGAGUGAAGCUAGAGAAUUCACACAACUCUUGCAUGGACAUGAGGCAUAGCUUCUCACAGACCAAUAAUCAGCCUUGUCCACAAAACUUCAAACAGCAGUUCUCAAAUGGAUCUCAAAAGCAGAACCACUUCCAGCAAAGUCCCAAUAGAAACACCUCUUGUCAGGUUGGUAAUAACACCCACCUUGGCAGGGGCUCCAUGGACAACCUACCCAGCCUUGCCCAGGGAAGUGCUCUUCACCACAAUCAGCUGACUCAUGUCCCUCGCCCUCCAGUAAAUGGUUACAGGAACUCAGUCAGGACCCAGCAGUACCUCAAUACUACAAAUGCUAAUGAAAUGCAGGCUAACUUCAACCAGCAGCCACAACUGCAGAAGAAUGGUGACCACUGUUCCCUGGUACAAGAGGUGUCUGGACUGAAACUUGAGGCCCCAGACCAUGGAUACCUGGACCAGGAGACUAGUGACUGCCUCUCUUAUGACCCAGCAGAUCAUAAGGCGUCCUCGUUCCCUGUCCUGGAGGAGCAGUGCUUGCUUGACUCCAUGGUAGCCUCAGUGGCGCAUGGCGGCACCAGUGGCCAUGGAAACUCUGUUGCAAUUCUCUCACCUGGUUCUGACCAGGUGACCAGUACAGUGAAUGGCAAUGUACCCAGUGUCUUAGACGACACAGUAAGCCUGGACUUCGGCUCUAUUUUGGAGGACGGCUAUGAUCAGGGUAGCUUGGCGUCAGGUGUGUUGAGUCCUACCAUCUUUCAAGGUCUGUCCAGGACCUCAUCACGGCUGACCACACCUCGUGGAUCGGCAAACUUCCACAGUGUGGCUCCUGGCCUGAACAACAUGGCCAUCGGAGACAUGACCUCUCUUCUCACCAGCCUUGCUGAGGAGAGCAAGUUCCUGGCUAUCAUGCAGUAGCUGCUCUCCCUCUCUGCUUUCUCCUCCUUUGAAACAAAAUGGGAAAAAAAAGGAAGAGAAUUAUGGUGUAUGUGAAGAUUUAGACAAAUGUGGCAAUUACGAGAACUUUAUUGUGUACUUAAAAGUGUUAUACUUAAAAGAGGCAAGUUGCCAAACACAUUUAUUUUGUAGAGAAAUAUCAUCCCAUAGGUGAGUGGGAUGUGUAAAAACUGUGUAUAGCUAAAUAGUUAUAUUCCUUUUCGGGAAUGAAGGCUAUUUUUGGAAGCCCUUCACUUUGUAUUACUAUGUGAUGGUGAGCUAAGGCUCACGUCUUUUGAAACAGUAUUCUGUGUAUCGUCACUGUUUUGCUGUACACACUGCUGGAUAAAAAAAAAAUGCAUGCAUUAAUUAAAAAAGAAAAACAUAGACAAACCCACGUGCCAAGUGUCUGGCAUCCUGAUCCAACAUGUAUAUCUGUCUUCUAUUCUUUCUUAUUCUGUGGGCUUCUCAAUUCUUUGACCCCUGGUACUAAAAUUCCACCACCUUUAUUUACUACAUUAUACACCUUGCAUCGUUGCCGUCCCACCUGCCACCGUCUGGUUCCCGCAUGUAUCCUGCCUUGCGUCUACAAAACAAUUUUCCAAAUCUCUAGCGCUUCAUUUCUUCAAUGGUUUUUACACCUAUUUGAAGUAAGUGUGUCAUUCGCAAAUGUAAUGAACCUGUCCAUACCCUUUAAAUAAAGGAUUAGGUUCACAGCUGAUUUUCAUGUUACCCCACUUAUGUUCACCUCAACACUGUCAGGCUCUUUUCAAUUCUUCAUAUUCUGAACGACCUUCAAGUACUUUUCUGCCACUCGACUUUUUUAAACAUUUCUUUUAAUAAAAGAUUACUCGAAAUAAUAAAAAAAAAACAGUGCAGCUUUCAAGGUUUUCAAAAAAUACGUUGUUGUUUUUUUUCUUUCUAGCAGGAAGGUAUAUCAAACAUUUUCUUAUAAAGUGGUAUAUUUUGUUUUUGUGUAAUUUUGUGUUUUUGUUUGUAUGUUACUUUUGUGAACCUGUAAAUGCUCCAGCUUUUGUGUUUUACGACUUUCACCAAUUGGUGUUUUCUCAUGUUAUCAAGUCCAAUAAUUGGACAACACAUCUAAGUCUUCAAGGCACCGCAGUUAGUUAUCCGCUCGUCAUCUGCAGUAAAAGGCUUGAUUUAGACUGAUGAGGUACUUGCAAGUGUACGUAUCUAUUUGGGGGGUUGCAUUUUUUUUUGCGAUAAUCUGUUUCAUUGAUGUUGGAUUGCCCGGCUAUUGUUGGAGCUAAUGUGAAAAAGGACACUUUCUCCUCGAAGAUCAAAGGUCACAUUCGGUGCUUUAUGUUUGCUUCAAUGAACUGAUACAGACUUAAGGACUUAAUCAGUCUUAAUGACCAAAGUUGGUCCACAGCACAUGGAUUUUGUCUUUUUCCUGAUGACGAUUAGUGCUGUAAAGUGAUGUGUUUUCUUUCUUGGAAAAUUCUCUGUAUGUUUUUUUGGAAAGCUCUUAAAUUCAGAAUGUGUACUGCCAUCAAGUGUUGCAGUGACGUCGUCGACAGUGUUAGUGUUGCCUUUUUGCAGUCCCUUGUGCGACUGCGCACUGAAUAUUAAGUCGUUUACGUUUUUAUUUUGCAUCAAAGGUACAACUUGAUUCAAAGUUUCUUUUUUUUGGUACAACUUUGUCGUUUUUGUAGGACAAUUAUUUCUUUUCUUUAAAAAGUACAUUUUUUUUUCCUUUGAAAGAAGGAAAUGACACUGAGGUAUGUGCCUUAUCUGAGAAAGAUCACUGCCAGCCCUCCAUUGUGAAUUACAAAAAAAAAUUAAAAUACAACAUGUUAAGUGUCUUGUCAGACCUAGAAAAGGUAAAAAGAAAAAAAAAACACCACAACAUUUAUAUAAGAAAAAAAUAAUAUCAGAAGAGAAAUGCAUUCUACUUUCUUUUAAUUUGACUUUUUUUUUUCGUUUUCACAUUUAUUGUGCUUUUAUAUAUGACGUGUAAAUACAGUACUCUUUGUGUAGGAUUAGCAGAGUAAAUGAGAAGGUACCCAGGGGCCAAUAAAAAGAACCGACUCUGAAAGCAGGGAUUCUCAGGCCCUGGGUGGAGGCCAGACAGAUCUGGCUCAGAGCAGUGCGUCAAGUGCCCAGCGCUGCCCCUCCGCCAGAAGAGCCACUCCGCUCUUUUAUAACUGACUACAAAUGUUUGUAUGGUUUUAAUAAAAACGGAAAUUUUAUCUUAA